Messenger RNA from Hibiscus syriacus, 1194 nucleotides. Its product is annotated as nuclear transport factor 2-like. Gene Ontology annotation, cellular component: cytosol; ribonucleoprotein complex. The record is from RefSeq and is a predicted model, not a curated record. Bases 1 to 1194 code for a protein of 397 amino acids. The transcript has 2 exons. Gene Ontology annotation, molecular function: mRNA binding. NCBI's taxonomy places the organism in Eukaryota, Viridiplantae, Streptophyta, Magnoliopsida, Malvales, Malvaceae.
AUGGACGCUAAGUCAAGUGUCUGUUCAACGCCACAAGAAGCGGGCGCUGUGUUUGUGGACCGAUACUAUUUGGUGCUCCGUGAUUCCCCGGAAGAGAUUCACAAGUUUUAUAAUGAUUCAAGCAUGGUUAGCCGCCCGGGACCUGAUGAUAUCAUGGCCACCUUCACAACCAUUCAACAUAUUAAGAAACAUCUUCUUUCCUCCUUUGGUUGCAAGCAAUUUCAUAUUGUUUCCUGUGAUUCUCAAUUGGCGGCAAAUCAGGGUGUCUUUGUCGUGGUUACCGAAUGGAUAACUCCAAAUGUCUCGACUUCGAGUUCAACCACCGAUCUUUUUCUUGAGGAGGAUUUUUCGACAAGCGAUGUUUCAAAGGCUGGUUCGAGUUUAUCAAGUCAUGAUAUUCCUGCUGUUUCAAGUUCAGUACAGGAGGAUACGCCAGCUAUUUAUGUCGAAGAUGUUUCAAGUGUUGUUUGGAGUCCACAUCAAGAUGUGCCAACUGUUGAAGAUGUUUCCAUUGUUGUUCAAAGUGAUGUGUCAACUCUUCCCGUUGCAGAUGAUUCAACCACUGUUUCUAGUCUAGCACAACAUGAUGAGCCGAGUCUCCCUAUCGAAGACGUGCCAACUUUUCACACUAAAGAUGUUCCAACUUCAAAACAUGAAGUGGAAACCACUCCAGUCAAAGAUGUUUCUUCCAUUGUUUCGAACUCAACCCAACAUGACGGACCAACUUUUUGCAUGGAGGAUUUUCCAGCUAUUAUUUCGAAUUCGACGUGUCGUGUGCCAAUCGAUCAUAUUCCUAAGAAGAGUUUUUCGUCGGUGGUGCAAGUUUUGAAUGAAAACGAUGCCCAGUUCAAGCCGCCGCCAAUCAGAAAAUCUGUCAGAGUAUUACAAGAGCCGAAGAAAAGUGGACUUGAAGGAGAGAAUAAGAAUAUGAACACUGGGAAUGUUAAAGCUGAUGGAACAUCUAUAUUCGUUGGGAACUUAGCUACCGGUUCAAAACCUGAACAACUUCACGAAGCUUUCAAGAGAUUUGGACCAAUUAAAUCCAAUGGUGUUCAAAUUAAACUUGAUAGGUUAUACAGAUCAUAUGCUUUCGUUCAAUUCGAGUCUUCACGUUCUGCAAAAGCCGCUGUUCAAGCUUCAUUCAUUAAAAUUGGCAACCGAAAGUUAAAUAUCAAAGAGAAGCACAGUUAUUAA